AUGGUCCCCUCCUCCUCCUCAAACUCGACUCUUUUUUCUUUCCUUCUCUUCUCUCCAUACUCAUCACCUUCAAUCAAUAACAACCUCAAAAACAUUAUCUCUACACUACUCAAAAUGGCUCCCAUCAAGGUCGGCAUCAACGGUUUCGGUCGUAUCGGCCGUAUCGUCUUCCGCAACGCCGUCGAGCACCCCGAGAUCGAGGUUGUUGCUGUCAACGACCCCUUCAUUGAGCCUCACUACGCCGUCUACAUGCUCAAGUACGACUCCUCCCACGGCAUCUUCAAGGGUGAGGUCGGCAACGAGGGCAACGACCUCGUCGUCAACGGCAAGACUGUCAAGUUCUACUCUGAGCGUGACCCCGCCAACAUCCCCUGGGCUGAGACCGGCGCCGAGUACGUCGUCGAGUCCACUGGUGUCUUCACCACCACCGAGAAGGCCAAGGCUCACCUUGUUGGUGGCGCCAAGAAGGUUGUCAUCUCUGCCCCCUCUGCCGAUGCCCCCAUGUACGUCGUCGGUGUCAACCACGAGAAGUACGACGGCUCCGCCGACAUCAUCUCCAACGCUUCUUGCACCACCAACUGCCUGGCUCCCCUCGCCAAGGUCAUCAACGACAAGUUCGGCAUCGUUGAGGGUCUCAUGACCACUGUCCACUCCUACACUGCCACCCAGAAGACCGUCGAUGGUCCCUCCGCCAAGGACUGGCGAGGUGGCCGUGGCGCUGCCCAGAACAUCAUCCCCUCCAGCACUGGUGCCGCCAAGGCUGUCGGCAAGGUCAUCCCUGAGCUCAACGGCAAGCUCACUGGCAUGUCCAUGCGUGUCCCCACCGCCAACGUCUCCGUUGUCGACCUGACUGUCCGCCUCGAGAAGGGUGCUUCUUACGACGAGAUCAAGAAGGCCAUCAAGGAUUCUUCCGAGAACGAGCUCAAGGGCAUUCUCGCCUACACCGAGGACGAUGUUGUCUCCUCUGACCUUAACGGCAACACCAACUCCUCCAUCUUCGAUGCCAAGGCCGGUAUCUCCCUCAACGAGAACUUCGUCAAGCUGGUCUCCUGGUACGACAACGAGUGGGGUUACUCCCGCCGUGUCCUCGACCUUCUCGCCCACGUCGCCAAGGUCGAUGCCUCCAAGUAA
Messenger RNA from Fusarium keratoplasticum, 1131 nucleotides. RefSeq names its product Glyceraldehyde-3-phosphate dehydrogenase. Gene Ontology annotation, biological process: glucose metabolic process. The record is from RefSeq and is a predicted model, not a curated record. Gene Ontology annotation, molecular function: oxidoreductase activity, acting on the aldehyde or oxo group of donors, NAD or NADP as acceptor; NAD binding; NADP binding. The transcript is spliced from 5 exons. NCBI's taxonomy places the organism in Eukaryota, Fungi, Ascomycota, Sordariomycetes, Hypocreales, Nectriaceae. Bases 1 to 1131 code for a protein of 376 amino acids.